Aspergillus affinis is the source of this 2025-nucleotide messenger RNA. RefSeq lists its product as uncharacterized. Lineage: Eukaryota; Fungi; Ascomycota; Eurotiomycetes; Eurotiales; Aspergillaceae. The coding region runs from base 1 to 2025 and encodes 674 amino acids. The transcript has a single exon. The record is from RefSeq and is a predicted model, not a curated record.
AUGGUCGUCAUCAAUCAAGACAUGAUGCCUCCAGUGCCUCCUAUGCAUCACCCACCUGGUCACCAGGCCAUUCAUCCAAACGAAGCCCCUCGUGCUUUCCACCCUCAACACCCUCACCCACCUGCCCCCGUCAACCCCGCACAGCUGGCUGACGAGAUGGCCCGUCUUCGUAUGAAUGCCAACAACCUCGCUACUGCCAACGACCAGAAGGCCCGAAGUUUCACUCCCCACAAAGACUUCGAGGUCCGGGUUCCAGCACAGUAUGUGGGGUAUACCUUUUUCAAGGCCGACGCGCCUCCCGGUCAAAAACCCACCUGGAGCCAUGCCGAACGGACCAGAAUGCACCUGAAUCAAGCAGAUCUCAUCAAGUUAGUGCAGAGGAAGGGCAAGAAACUGUCCAGUGCCCAGCAGUACCAGACACUGAAGAAGCUGAGACGGACACAUGUGGACCAGUUGAUUAACGAGCACCGACAAAGCGACCCGCGGUUCGAAUGGACCUGCGUCUAUGUGAACGAAGAUGAAAAGCCGUUUAAGGGUAAGAAUUCUCGACGGGGGGAUUACGAAACGGUCUCCAUGGAUGUCAUCCUUAUGAGGAAACCCCUCGACACGGCACACAACCCUAAGACUCCUAAUGUCGGAGUUGAGAACUCGGGGUUACCUUUCACGGCUAAGGAUAAGCCCACGACGAAUGUGGAAGAGUUAUUGGCUCGUGGUGAACAACAGCAAGCGAGCCAUGAUUUCAUGAAGAGCGCACAAUGGACCAGAGCUGGGAUGCAGCAGGGGCAGACACCUGGCAUGGUUAACCACCCCGCUCAGCAACAACAGCAACAACAAUUACCCCCACAAUUUCAGCAGCAGAUGUCUUCACAAGCUCAAGCUCAACUGAACCAUCUUCAGGGUCAUCCAGCGGGCAUACGACCACAGGUGAACCAGGUCCACCAAGCCCCCUUGCCACGCGGCAUGCCCGCUGCCGUCCACCAACAGCCAGAGUUCCUCAGCAAUCCCAAGUCGGUCCCGAGCAAAGGCCCAGAAAUUGAGAUCUUGCAGCAGGGCAUGGGCGGCUUCCCAGCGAAUAUGAACAUGAACGCACCUCGCCAGACACAAGGAUCGAACCCCGCUCAAAAUCCGUUUGCUCAGUACUUGAAUCAACAAGGCCUAGGCAAAGAAAACCUCGCCCAUGGAGGUCUUCCCGGCCACGGAGGUAUCCCUCACCAAGGUGGUCUUCCUCACAAAGGAGGCGUCCCUCACCAAGGAGGCAUCGCUCACCAGGGAGGCAUCCCUGGUCAUGGAACCAUCCCGACUCACGCAGGUAUCCCAAAUAACGCUGUCCCGAAUCAUGCAGCUAUGCCCAGGGCCCCCAAUGUGCCGGAACCGGAACACGAAUGGGGACCGGAAACCAGCAGCAUAGGAGACGACGAGUCGAUACUGUUCGACGACGAGGACUUCAGUUCAAUCACCGACGGCUCCUUGGGGGAGGAAGAGGAAGAGGGAGAGCAUGAAGGCGACGCCGACCUCCACGGCAAGACACAGCCCUGGCGCGGCAGUCUCUUUCGGCGACACUCAUCCAAGUCGCGACGCCAAGAGCCCGUUUACCGAACGCAUUAUCGAAAACACUCCAAGACUGGAGGGGAGGGCAGGAACGGUCGCACCAAGUACCCAGCCGGCUACAUCGAUGUGGUCCCGGCGGAGAGCAAAAACAGCGCGAACCGGUUAUCGAAGGUGCACACUCGGGAAGUCGCCCGACCAGCCCGGGAUCGGCCGAAAAUUAUCCAUAGCGCUUCCGACAACUUCGACAUGGUGGCCUAUGACGAAAAGUAUCGCGGUCUGCGGGCCCGCAACGAUAUUCGAACCCGAAUUCUAGACGACCGAGAAGCGAGGGUUGAGCGCAGGGAGAAAAUGGUCGAUUAUCGGACGCAAAUGCUCGAUGACCGCCUAGACGAGGCCCGUUACCUGAACCGAUGCAUGUCGAUGCGCGAGCGGGGUGGUUUCUAUCCUCGUCGGUACUAUCUACGGGAUGCUCUGUGA